Molecule: messenger RNA, 1024 nt
Organism: Apis cerana (Asiatic honeybee)
Lineage: Eukaryota; Metazoa; Arthropoda; Insecta; Hymenoptera; Apidae
Gene: Obp1
Product: odorant binding protein 1
Biological process (GO): sensory perception of smell
Molecular function (GO): odorant binding
Source: RefSeq, a predicted model, not a curated record
UUCUUCAACCAAUUAUCAAAAGGACUUCAAUCAACGCGUUCCUCGGCAAACCCUCCUCCUCUUGCACACACGCCCACAUCCCGUGCAUCCCGUGCAGCCGUUAUAAAAACGCCGCCACCGACGCGUCGCGGCAUCCAUUGUACGCGCAGAGCAGGCGAGACAACGCGUGUGUGCGCGUGCGUGUGCGGGGAAAAUAAUUAUUGCGCGCGAUCAUGGGUAGCACGAAGCAAGCCUUCAUCUGUUCCGUCGCCCUCCUCUGCCUCGAGACGAUUUUCGUGAACGCAGCGCCGGAUUGGGUGCCGCCCGAGGUGUUCGACAUGGUCGCGGAGGACAAGGCUCGUUGCAUGGGCGAGCACGGAACGACGCAAGCGCAAAUCGACGAGGUGGACAAAGGGAACCUGGUAAACGAACCGUCCAUCACUUGCUACAUGUAUUGCUUGUUAGAGGCGUUCAGCUUGGUGGACGAUGAGGCAAACGUGGACGUGGAUAUGAUGUUGGGCCUGUUGCCGGAUCAUCUUCAAGAAAGGGCUGAGUCGAUCAUGGGCAAAUGCCUUCCAACCUCCGGCUCCGACAAUUGCGACAAGAUGUACAAUCUCGCCAAAUGCGUCCAAGAAUCUGCGCCGGACGUAUGGUUCGUUAUCUAAGGGGGCGUGACGAGAAGAUUAUUUUCUGGGAUCGAGUGGACGAUCGCGAGGGAAAAUCGAGAACAGGCUGUGUGGAAAAAAUGGCUAAGUGAAUACGGCACAAUUGCGAAAUAAACGAAAAGGAGGAGGAUUAAAAAAUGCAGAAGAAAAAAAAACGCGAGAUAUCAUCAAAAAUACAAACAAUAGUUUUAAUUCGUCUUAAACAAACGCGUGCACGUUCCGAGAGAAUAUAUCCCAGAAGAAAAUCGCCACUCGAUGCUGACAAUAACCGGCGAAGAGAUAAAUACAUAGAAAUGUGUAUAAUGUAGGUGAGAAAGUGAAAAAUAUACGAAUAUGAGCCGAGUGAACGUUCUUCGCUCGUCGAAUAAUCAAACAAGAAA